AUGUUUGAUCAGCUUGGAAAGGGCACUGAGAUGAUACUGCAUUCGCAGACGUUGCUAGCAGCCCGAGUGCUGCAACCUAAAGCGUCAAACAAGGCUGCCUCCGAGCAUAAAUCGCGAAAGCGGAAGCGGAUCCAAGAAGGUGGGGACCUUUCAAAAGAACAAGCAGAGGAUUUGACAGCUGAACUAAAUGUUAGAGCGCAGGUAGACGAGGCAACGCGUGAAGGUAAGGCCCGAACAGCUGCAAGCAAGCAGCGCAAAAGGCACUGCAAGCGCUACGGAGAGACAAGGCAUAAUUCCCGCGCGUGCGAAAAAGAAAUUAUAGAAGUUAACGAUUAA
Messenger RNA from Bipolaris zeicola 26-R-13, 336 nucleotides. RefSeq lists its product as uncharacterized. Bases 1 to 336 code for a protein of 111 amino acids. Lineage: Eukaryota; Fungi; Ascomycota; Dothideomycetes; Pleosporales; Pleosporaceae. The record is from RefSeq and is a predicted model, not a curated record. The transcript has a single exon.